AGAGGAAAUGCUGGGCCACUAGUCAGCGAGAAGAAAUUAUGUUUUUCAUUUGCCACAGAGCAGAAUAGCACCAUGAGCUGUGUAGAAUCAAGAUGGAGUUAAUACUAUUUCUUGUCGGGACUCAACUCUAACAGAGGCAAACAACCUUCACCUAUGGCCAAUCUGGAAAGAAAUAGCAAAAUCCUGCUUGAUUUGGUGCGACAGCCAGGUAACAACUUGUGUGCUGACUGUGGAGCUCCUGAUCCUGACUGGGCCUCCUACACUCUUGGCAUCUUUGUGUGCCUGAACUGCUCGGGGAUGCAUCGCAAUUUACCCGAUGUCAGCAAAGUGAAAUCCAUACGUCUGGAUCUCUGGGAUGAUUCACUAGUAGAGUUCAUGCGGGAGAGGGGAAAUUCUGCAGCCAAAGCCAUUUUUGAGAAGUGUGUCCCUGCCUUCUUCUACCGACCACAGCAAAAAGACUGCAUUGUUCUCAAGGACCAAUGGAUCCGUGCAAAGUAUGAAAGAAGAGAAUUCACAGGAGAAAAUAACUACUUUCACCAAGUUUAUAGCUCAGAUUCAUUUGAGUCAACACUAUGGAAGAAGGGCAAAGACAACAAACAGUUUCUUAAGAGGAUCUUUGUGCUGUCCCGGAAAGACUUCACCCUCAGAUACUUCAUUAAAGAGGAUUCCAAGGUUCCCAAAGCUGUCAUCUGCAUGAAGGAUCUGAAUGCAGUUUUCCAGACAGAGAAGGUCGGUCACACUCACGGUCUGCAGAUAUCCUACCUACAGGACAAGCGUACAAGGAAUCUGUUUGUUUACCACGAGAAUGGUCAGAUAGUUGUAUCCUUAUUCAAUGCUAUUCGGGCGACACGCUUGGCAUACCUCCAGAAGAAACACCCCACUCUCCAAGACAGUGAUUUAAUACCUCAGUUAACAAGACACUGCCUGAAGGAGGGAUACAUGGAGAAAACUGGCCCAACGCAACGGGAGCCAUUCAAGAAGAGGUGGUUCACACUGUGCUCAAUGGACAGAAAGCUUCUGUAUUUCAAAACUCCACUGGAUGCUACAGAGUUGGGUGCUGUCUUCAUUGGCUCAGAGAGCCACAGCUACUCUGUGUCAGAGAGCAGCAGCAAGAGCACGAGGGGAGGCCGGUGGCACUGUGGCAUCACGCUGAAGACUCCAUUCAGGGAGUUUUUGUUUAUGUGUGAGCAGGAGCAGGAGCAGAGGGAGUGGCUGGAGGCACUUAGGAAAGUCAUCUCUCAACCCAUGACCCCAGAGGACUACGCAAAUGAAGCCAACUUGAGAAGGGGGAAAUGAAUGGAGCAGUCUUACCUGCUGGUGUGCAAAAUGUCAGGAUGCAAUAAAGAACAGUAUCCUUUUGGGACCUAACAGACUGAUAGCCUCACUUCCAAAAGUGACGCUGACACUUAACUCAGCUCUAACACUACAACGUCUGUGAUUACAGCAUGACACUUUGGAGAAGUUGUUGUCACAGCUGAGACGUUGCUGCUUUGGAAGAUCCAAGCACAUCAAAAGCAGUUUCUCUGAAAUUUAUUGCAUUGUCUUUGCCAACAAUGGCAACAGAUAAAAGCAUUCUCUUGCAAUACAUUAUGAAUAGACUGAAACCAAAAUUUGUAUUGUCUCCCUUUCUCCUAUUUUAUUGUCUCCUUGCACUUCUAUGUAUUUAUUAAAAACAGGCACUCUAGA
Molecule: messenger RNA, 1686 nt
Organism: Seriola dumerili (greater amberjack)
Lineage: Eukaryota; Metazoa; Chordata; Actinopteri; Carangiformes; Carangidae
Product: ArfGAP with dual PH domains 2
Exons: 11
Coding region: 154-1296 (380 amino acids)
Biological process (GO): positive regulation of GTPase activity
Cellular component (GO): intracellular membrane-bounded organelle; plasma membrane
Molecular function (GO): GTPase activator activity; phosphatidylinositol bisphosphate binding
Source: RefSeq, a predicted model, not a curated record